AUGGCUUACCGGGUGGCAGUCAACGAUCCUGGCAAUUUCGAUAGCUCAUCCAUCUCUUGGGCUGAUAAUAACCGAAAAGUUCUAGGAUACGAUGAGAUUCGAGGUUCUGAAGGCAUCUUUUCUCCAGCUGUUGAUCCAUACAGUUGGGUGGACAGGAAUAAACACACUAGCGGCUCACGAGAAGGACAAGCAUUUGGCAUCUAUCUCUACACAGCUUAUCGUGAUUGUGUGGCUGCUGGAGUUUUUGCUAAGCCUUCUCCAUCCUCCACCACUAUCUCAAAGUCCGGUAUUGGGCCACAUGGGACGCUGACUGUUCUGCACGCACCGGUCAUAUUCACUGCUGGGGUCUGCUUCAACUGGAUUGCCAUGCAGUCCCUCCAAAAGCUGCGACACGGAUAG
Molecule: messenger RNA, 399 nt
Organism: Cadophora gregata
Lineage: Eukaryota; Fungi; Ascomycota; Leotiomycetes; Helotiales; Ploettnerulaceae
Exons: 2
Coding region: 1-399 (132 amino acids)
Source: RefSeq, a predicted model, not a curated record